This is a messenger RNA of Oppia nitens, 825 nucleotides long. It is a transcript of the gene Ras64B, whose product is annotated as ras-like protein 2. Gene Ontology annotation, molecular function: GDP binding; GTPase activity; GTP binding. The transcript is spliced from 7 exons. NCBI's taxonomy places the organism in Eukaryota, Metazoa, Arthropoda, Arachnida, Sarcoptiformes, Oppiidae. The record is from RefSeq and is a predicted model, not a curated record. Gene Ontology annotation, biological process: signal transduction. Gene Ontology annotation, cellular component: plasma membrane. Bases 170 to 793 code for a protein of 207 amino acids.
UUAAUUUUUAGUGUUCAAUAAAAAAAAGUGAUUAAAAAUUUUGUUAUUAUUAUUGAAAAUCAUUGUCUUUAUCGAUAUAUAUAUCAUAUAUACAUAGAUAUAGUUAGUUAUAGGAAAAGAUUUAUAAUAAAAAAAUUGUUAUCAAUUUGUGUCCAAUCGAUCGGAUAGGAUGACCAAAACCAGAGACAUGUCCCGUAAUAAUCACGAAAAUCAAAACUUUAGCCAAACAUAUAAAUUGGUGGUCGUCGGCGGCGGCGGUGUCGGCAAGUCUGCACUUACCAUACAAUUCAUACAAUCAUAUUUCGUCACUGAUUACGACCCGACUAUAGAGGACUCGUAUACCAAACAAUGUGUCAUCGAUGAUGUUGUCGCCCGAUUGGACAUUUUGGAUACGGCCGGUCAGGAAGAGUUCAGUGCAAUGAGAGAGCAAUACAUGCGAUCCGGAGAAGGAUUUUUAUUAGUCUUUUCAUUGACCGAUCGGAACAGUUAUGAAGAGAUCUAUAAGUUUCACAAACAGAUACUUCGGGUCAAAGAUCGCGAUGAGUUUCCAAUGAUAUUAGUGGCAAAUAAGUGUGAUCUCGAACAUCAACGAGUCAUAUCGCAAUCAGAAGUCCAACAAUUGGGCCAAAUGCUGAAGAUUCCAUACCUCGAGUGUAGCGCUAAGUUAAGGAUGAAUGUCGACGUAGCCUUCCAUGACUUGGUUAGACUCGUUAGAAAAUUCCAACAAUUAGAGCGCCCACCGAUCAGACCAAUUAAGAACCAAAAGUCUAAGAAAAAAUGUCAAAUUCUAUAAUUACAUAUCUCUUAAAACUUUUUAAUUUUAAU